Ipomoea triloba (trilobed morning glory) is the source of this 1154-nucleotide messenger RNA. Its product is annotated as oxidoreductase UcpA-like. The transcript has 3 exons. The coding region runs from base 27 to 917 and encodes 296 amino acids. The record is from RefSeq and is a predicted model, not a curated record. Gene Ontology annotation, molecular function: oxidoreductase activity. Lineage: Eukaryota; Viridiplantae; Streptophyta; Magnoliopsida; Solanales; Convolvulaceae.
UAUCACUCAUCAGUAGCAAAAGCAAAAUGGAGAGCCUAACGUAUAACGAAAGGGAAACGGAGAGACUAGCGAAAGUGGCGCGCCACCUGGAGCCAUGGCGGGACCUCACCGGCAAAGUGGUGAUGGUCACCGGAGCUUCGUCGGGACUCGGCCGAGAAUUCAGCCUCGACUUGGCAAAAGCCGGCUGCAGAGUAAUAGUAGCGGCGCGCCGACUCGACAGGCUUAAAUCUCUCUGCGACGAGAUCAAUGGAGCCGGUUCCGGUGGAUCCAGCUCCGUUCCGCCGCCCUGUGCGGUGGCGAUUGAGCUCGACGUCAGCGCGGAUGGCCCCGCCAUCGAGGCCGCCGUUCUCAAGGCUUGGGAAUCGUUCGGACACAUCGACGCCUUGGUUAACAAUGCCGGUAUCAGAGGUACCAGACAGACUCCAUUGGACCUGACAGAGGAAGAAUGGAAUGACAACAUAAGAACAAACCUAACCGGAACAUGGCUGGUCACAAAAUAUGUGUGCUUGCUCAUGCGCAAUGCUAAACUGGGAGGAUCUGUCAUCAACAUCUCCUCCAUUAGCGGCCUUAAUCGCGUGCAAUUCAUGGGGUCUCUGGCUUAUUCUUGUUCAAAGAGUGCUGUUAACACCCUCACAAUGGCGAUGGCGCUUGAACUGGGAGCUUAUGGGAUAAGAGUGAACUCCAUUUCUCCUGGGAUUUUCAAGUCCGAGAUUACCAAGAAUCUGGUUACCAAAGAUUGGCUCAAAACCGUUAUCCAGAGGGCUGUGCCUUUAAGAACAUAUGGCACAACGGAUCCGGCACUCACCUCGCUUAUACGCUAUUUAAUCCACGACUCCUCCGAAUAUGUGUCUGGAAAUAUUUAUGUCAUAGAUGCUGGGUCCACUUUGCCUGGUCUCCCCCUUUUCUCUUCCCUCUAAAUGGGAGAUCCCCCUCGACAGGGAGAAUUUUAAGUCUUUUAAACUUUGAAGGGUGAAGUUAGAGUUCGGACUGAUGUAUAUGAAAAUAAAAAUAAUUAUAAUAUGGGAUUGUAGCAGUCAAAAAGUUACAGUAAAUUUUUGUAUAUGCCUAUGUUAUUUUACAGCUCGCAUGACAUUUGAUGUUCUGUUAAUUGUUUGUGAUGAUUUCUAAAAUUAGCACAAAUACCUUGGUAUAAA